Messenger RNA from Brassica napus (rape), 2781 nucleotides. RefSeq names its product exocyst complex component EXO70H1-like. Gene Ontology annotation, biological process: exocytosis. Lineage: Eukaryota; Viridiplantae; Streptophyta; Magnoliopsida; Brassicales; Brassicaceae. The coding region runs from base 796 to 2688 and encodes 630 amino acids. Gene Ontology annotation, molecular function: phosphatidylinositol-4,5-bisphosphate binding. Gene Ontology annotation, cellular component: exocyst. The record is from RefSeq and is a predicted model, not a curated record. The transcript has a single exon.
UGAGUAGACUGAGCUACCAAUAACUUGAUAUUUUAAUCGACUUUGACACUAUUUGCUACUCUAUUUUUAGUUUGAGUUUAAGAGAAAUACCGUUUAAUAUAAUCCCAAAAUAGCGAUAAGAGAAAGGGCUUUUAAUUUGUUAACGAAAAAGGUAAGUUGUUAACCACAUUUUGUAAGGGCGUGCUAACAAAUUUUAACGAAAACUGAAAUGCAGAUUAAAAAAUUGAGACUGAUAGAAAGAAAAAUGAAAUGCAGACACGCGUUUUAAAGAAGAGUAUGCUAUAAGAACAUUCUUUAUUAGACAAACCCUAAAUAUCUAAGUCUAGAAGCUGGACAUUUUCAAACCUUUAGUAAUAUACUAGAACACCUCCAUUUUCCACCCAAAACAAAAUCGAUCAAGGAUUAUAAUUUACUAAUCAAGACAACGAGUGAUGCAAUAACAAGUCAAUUAAACAAUUUUAAAUAUUAUUUACAAUUUAUUAGUUAUAAUCUGACAAUAUGAAAUAGUCAAACACUUUUAGUCCUUAGACGUGUUACGCAAAAACAUUUUAUUUAUUUUUUACCUCUGUCCUGUAAUGAUCUAAUCUAAAAUUAAGGCUUACUUAUACAUCAAAGUCAAUGGUUCUCUUUGGUCUAAGUCUAAUAUUACAGGUAAGCAAAUCCUCAGCUCAAGACCAAUUUUUCUCUCUAUAUAACUGUUGAAAAAACAUAUCUUCCUCAUAAAAUAGAAGAGUAUAAGCCAAGUUAACACCAUCAAACAUUCAAGAAGAACAGAACACAGAUCUCUCAUCUUCAAUGGAGAAAAAGUCAAAGUUUUCUUUCUUCUCUUCCUCAUCCUCCAAGUCUCUUCCUUCAUCUCCUCACUCAUUCACCUCCUCCCCAGCUUCUCCUCUUCACCAGGUCUUCACUCAGUCCACCAUGGACGAAGCCAUAGCGAGAGCAGAAGCCAUAAUCAAGAAAUGGGACCCUAACACGCCUUCCAUCACCAAGAUCGUCUCUCUGUUCAACCACAGCAGAAAAGAAGCCAAGGAGUUCAUCAAAUGCGUCCGUGACUUGCGCAAAGCUAUGCACUUCCUUGUCUCGCAAGACUCUCAAUCUCCAAAGCUUGCCCUAGCACAAACCCUAAUGCAAAUCGCCAUGACAAGGCUUGAAAAAGAGUUUUUCCAGAUAUUAUCUUCCAACAGAGACAAGCUUGAUCCUGAAUCAGUCUCCGGUCAAUCCUCAACGUCAACCAACUCCGAGUUUGAAGAUGAUUAUGAUGAAGAUGAUGACGAUGAGAUGAAGAAAGCUAAUGAGUCCAUCACUAAAGUUGAGAAAGCUUCAGCUGUGGUGAUGUCUGACCUAAAGGCUAUAGCAGAGUGUAUGAUCAGUUGCGGAUACGGUAAAGAAUGUGUAAAGAUCUACAAGAGGAUCAGAAAAUCUAUAGUAGAUGAAGGGCUGAGCUUGCUUGGGAUAGAAGCUUACAAAAGCUCAAGGCUUCACAGAACAGACUGGGUCACGCUCGACCAUAUGAUCAAGAACUGGACCAAAGCUGCAAAGAUUGGCGUCACUACUCUCUUCCGUGGAGAGAAGCUUCUAUGUGAUCAUGUCUUCUCUGCUUCCAACUCAACGAGAGAGUCAUGCUUCUACGAGAUAGCAAACGAAGCAGCCACUAACCUAUUCAAGUUCCCUGAGUUUGUAGCUAAAGAGAAGAAGUCUCAUGAGAGGAUCUUCUCUUUAAUGGAUCUCCAAGCUGCCAUCUCUAAUCUCUGGCAAGACAUAGAGAUGAUCUUCCACUAUGAUUCAGUAGCUGGUGUGAAGUCUCAGGCACUCAUGUCACUUCAGAAGCUAAAGGUUUCAAUCCAUAAUGCUCUCACUGACUUUGAAUCAACGGUUCAUAAAGAUUCAACCAAAGCUCUUACACCUGGAGGAGGGAUCCAUAAGCUGACAAGAUCAACAAUGAGUUUCAUCUCUUCCUUGUCUGAACACAGCUCUGUCUUGUCUGAAAUCCUUACAGACCAUCCACUACCAAGAAACACUAGGUUACUUGAGUCUUACGUCAUAAUGUUAGAAGAGGAAGAGCACAAUCAUGCCCUCUCGGUCCAUUUCGCUUGGCUCAUCCUUGUCUUGCUAUGCAAGCUAGACACCAAAGCAGAACAUUACAAGGAUGUUUCACUAUCCUACCUCUUCAUUGCAAACAACCUUCACUUCAUCAUUGAAACGGUACGUUCGUCUGAUCACCUCAGACACCUCCUUGGAGAAGAUUGGAUCACUAAACACGACGAUAAACUCAGCGCUUACGUGGCAAACUAUGAGAUAUCAGCAUGGUCCUAUGUAUACAUGUCAUUACCCGAGGAACCAACAGAGCUAUCACCAGAGGAGGCCAAAAUAUACUUCAGAAGGUUUCACUCGGCGUUUGAGGAAGCAUACAUGAAACAAUCACCACGAGUUGUGCCAGAUGCUAAGCUUAGGGAUGAGCUGAAGGUUUCGAUAGCAAAGAAACUUGUACCGGAGUACAGAGAGUUUUACAGGAAGUACUUACCAAUGCUUGGUCAAGAGAGAAACAUUGAGAUGCUGGUGAGGUUCAAGCCGGAUAAUUUGGAGAAUUACAUCUCCGAUUUGUUCCAUGGAACACCAAUACUUGCUUCAUCUUCUGUUUCUUCAUCUUCUUCUACAUCAUGGAUGUCACUUGGGCGUGUUUCAAGCUGAGAGACUUGUGUGUUGCAUUGUGCUUGUGUCUAAUGUCUAUGUACAAUAGAAAAUGUAGAUGAAAAAUAACAUUUGAGAUUAUUUACUCUUAAA